Messenger RNA from Pomacea canaliculata, 1850 nucleotides. RefSeq names its product phosphorylated adapter RNA export protein-like. Gene Ontology annotation, biological process: snRNA export from nucleus. The record is from RefSeq and is a predicted model, not a curated record. NCBI's taxonomy places the organism in Eukaryota, Metazoa, Mollusca, Gastropoda, Architaenioglossa, Ampullariidae. Gene Ontology annotation, cellular component: nucleus.
AGCUCCGCGAUCGCGAUGUCGGCUGUUGAUCUUGAAGAAUUAGAGGAAGGAGAGAUUGCAGAAUCAGAUUCUGCCGAGAAGAGAAGGUAUUAUUUUGAGGAUGUAUAUGAGCUAAUUCUACAUAAAGCAACAAACCAUGGUGGAAAAGAUGAAUCAAAAACUAAAGGCUCAGGAAAAGGUGCUGGCAGAAAUGCAGAACAGAAGUAUUCUCUCCUCAGCAGCAGCAACCCCAUGCACAUUCCUUCAAAAGAAUCAGAGUUUCGUCAAAACAGUGACAGUCAAAGUGACAGUCAAAGUGACAGUGAUGAAGAAGUCUGGAAAAAACGCAGAUGUUUGCAUCUUAAUGCAUCUCGUGACAGUAAUGACAAACAACCAUUUGUCAAUCCAAAUUACGUGAAAAAUGGUGGGAUGCCAAAACUUCCAGUUCCAAAGAAAAAAGAUGUUUGGGGAUCUGUUUUGCAAGAACAGAUUUUAACACAAGAGGUCGGAGGAUUUAGCAUGGAGAAAAGAGUUCCCUGCGACAGAGAUGUAGAAAGCUACGACUAUACACGAGCAAUAGCAGAUGAUAGACCUCAUGUAGAACUGAAAUGUGCUGAUGAAAAGUCCAAAAGUGAUGAUUUGUUUGAUGAAGUGAUAGAUUUAGAGGAGGCCUCAAAUAAGCUCCAGGCCCAAAAGCGCAAGAGACCUGUAAAAGAACGUCUGAGUAACAAGUUAACCAAACAGAGGCCAAGACGUGGUUUACACAAUAUCAAACCCUCUUCAACUGUAGAUGAGGUCACAUACGCAAUUGCCAAGGCACUGAAAGAGAAGAAAAUUCACCUUAUCAGAAAAGUGGUAGAGGUGAUCGGACAGACCAAGGCACUGCAUUUGCUGGAGGAGACGGAGGAAAAAGAGGCUGAUGGGGGAAUGCUUACCAUGAAUGGGUCGAGACGACGAACUCCAGGAGGAGUGUAUUUGCAGCUUCUAAAACAACAACCAGACGUGACGAAGGAGCAAAUAGACAAAAUAUUUGAGGAAGAAAAUCGCUGGUUUCUUGAAAAUAAGAAAAGAAAAAAGAUCAGGGCACGACAACGAAAACAUCAGCAAAAAAUCCAAAAUACAGUAUUGAAAGGAGAAAUGGAUGUGGAACCUGCAGUUUCAAACUGCUCGGAAAACCAAGCUUCUGGUGGGACAGGACAUGAUUCUGGCGAAGAUGAUGUAGACACAAAUAGGAACUAUUCAGACGAUGAAUGUUCAGCAGAUUCCAAUGCUAGUUUCAGUAAGCAGCUACAGACUGUGAUUAAGCAGCAAGCUAAGUUGCGUAGUGAAACAAACAGGCAGACAGAUGAUGAUCUAGAUGAUGUUUUGGAUAUAGAAGCAGAGGAAGACUGUAUUGAGUGAACUCUGGAGGUGGAUCGUCUAUAAUACCAUCCCCAUAAUAAAUUUCUGGUGUAAUUUUCCAUGUUUACAAACUGUUGAUCAGUUCUUGUUCUUUGAUGAAACUAAACAUGUUUUUCAUUUCUUUCAGUUUUUUUUUUGUACAACUAGUUUUUCUGCAAGACUAUUUACCGACAUAAACAGUAGAGCUGCAGCCCUAUGCUCCUCAAAGGAGCAACAAGGAAUAAACUAAACAGUAGAGCAGUAUAGUAUGGACAAAAUGCAGAAUCAAGAACAGUAUGUGAACAAUGCAUUUUUAUAGUCUUAAUCUGGACGUUUUCUUUUCAGCAUCUAAAAAAGGUAUUGCUGCUGCCUGCAAGCCAUUAUAACUGAAUCAAGGAAACAUGGCUUUCUAAUAAUAGUGAAGACUCACUAACUAUAAAGUCAAUGUCCACAACUCCAUAAAGAAAAAUUAAAAGUGUUUGUACAUGUAA